GUUUGUCUCAUUCUCUGCCGGAGUAAGAGAAAUUUCCCGAUACAUACCAUGCCCAAUCUGCUUGCGAUUCCCUUCAAGAAAACGUACGCCCUCACUCUACGGCAGCCCGUCAAUGCGCACAUCCAGGCACGGCACCCUGGCAUUCAUCCGGACGAGUUCAAGUGGGAUGUCGGUCAAUGGGAGACGUUGAGGAGAGAUGCAAUGCUCAACAGUGCAAUCAAUAUCGACCGUGUGAAGGCUUUACUCACCUACCAUGCCCAACUCGUCUUCAUCUUGACGAAGUUACCUGCGGAUAUUGGUGUUGAAGUCGCCUACGCGCCACUGUUUUCACCUUCCGCCCUCCCCGUCAACCUCAAUGAUCUGAACUAUGAGCGGUGUUGUGUCCUCCUCAACCUCGCUGCCCUCUACUCUCAACUCUCUUCAUUGGAGAAUCGGGAUAGUCCCGAAGGAAUGAAACGCGCGAUUGCAUACUCACAGAAUGCUGCCGGUACAUUGUCAUAUCUGGCCUCUACCGCACUACCAAAACUGCGUGGAUCUCUGAGUACGGAAGAAUAUCCUGAGGAUUUGUCGGAGGCGUUACUCAGCGGGUUCGAGUGGCUGAUGCUGGCGCAGGCGCAGGAGUGCGUGUGGCAACGAGCAGUGCACGACAAGUACCGUGAUUUACUCGUUGGGAAACUUGCAGCCGAGGUUUCGCACCUGUACAAAAAUGCGCUAUCGACAAUCCGAGACUCAUACCCAUCAAUAAAGCACAUCCUACCCUCCGAUUGGCUGCCACACAUUGAAACCAAAGCUCUCCACUUCGAAGCAGCUUCCCUCUAUCGGCAAAGUUGCGACGAUCGAGAGAAGGCCAAGUACGGGGAAGAGAUUGCUCGUCUCACUGCCGCGCAAACUGCUGCGAAGAAGGGUUACGAUAUUGCUCGACGGAAUAAGGUCCUUCAAGCUGUCUUGCAGGACAUCAAGGCUCUCCUGGACCGUCUCGACAAAGAGGUCGCCCGCGCCGAACGCGAUAAUGACCUAAUCUACCAUAAAGACGUGCCCUCAAUUGCUGCUCUUCCAGCUGUGGGACGAUCGGCCAUUGCAAAGAGCACCAUUCCAGUGGAGCUGCAGGCGCCGAAGAACGCGAUAUCCGGCCAGAAGGUCGUCUUCGAGGACCUGCUUGGUUGGGGUGCCAGGACAGCUAUCGAGAUAUACCAAGAGAGGAGGAAGGAUUACAUCAAAGAUGAGAUCAAGGGUCGGGCGCAAGAGCUCGACGAUCAGGCGAAUGUAACUCUUCGCAAUCUCAACCUCCCUGCUGCCCUCGAUGCCCUCGAGAAGCCAAUCGGACUGCCGCCCAGUCUUCUACAGAAAGCGGAAGAAGUGAGAUCGGAGAACGGACCACAGAAAGUGAUGAAGGAGAUUGAGGAUGUGGGCGCCUUGGCGAAGCGUGAUGCGGACCUUUUGGAGGAUGCCAUGGACAUUCUAGACGACGAAGCCGAAGAGGACGAAGACUUUCAAGCGUCGAUGCCAUCUGUCCGCAAGCCCUCAAUUGAAGCCAAUGUGGAGUUAACAGAGAAGGCGAAGAGGUACAGGGGGAUACUGACCCAGGCAGCGGACAGCGAUGAGGUCAUCAGAGUAAGGUGGAUGGAUUGGGAGAAGAAUAUCGUGCAACUUACUUGGGACGAGGACGAACUCGAACAAGCCAUCCCUUCGUCUACGAUCUCUCCGACGAACUCAAGCCGCACGACAAACUCUACGACUCAAAAACACUCCCGUCAUCUACGUCGUCUUCUCGAACGACUCGACGACUUGCAACGUACGCGUCGUGAUCUCGUGAAACGCGCUGAACGCCUCGCCGAUGCAGACGAUAUAACGCCACGGAUUUUGAAGGAGGCGGCGAAGAUGGAGAAUGUACUUAAGGAGACAGGUCAGACGAACGGGGCCGGUGGGUGGGUGGAGGUCAAGCCGGAAAUGUUGGAAGGUGAACUGGAGGAAGAGUUGGCUAAAUUCGAGAAGUUCGGGGCCGGCAUUAACGAGAGCGGGGCCGAGCAGGAGGGUUGUCUUGGAGAGCUGGAGACAACGAAUGAGGCAUUCUUGUUGUCCAGGAAAGAUGAUCCGGCAGUGAAAGAGCGAGAGCAUGCUUUACAGUCUCUGGAUCUGGCCUACCAUAAGUACAAGGAGAUCGUGAGGCAUCUCGACGAGGGAUUGAAGUUCUACAACGACCUCGCGGGUAUCCUCAUGCAGUUCAAAGACAGCUGCAAGGAAUGGCGUAACAUGCGACGGGCCGAGAUCAGGGCUUUGUCCCAUGCUUCACAAGCUCAACCUGCGCCUCUUGCUAUCGAACCUGAUCCGAAGCCAGCUGCCCAGUACGAAUACCACCCCGUCAGCGAGCCUUCAGAAGCAGUCUCAGUCCGCCUCGAAGCACCACUAUCUCCCAUCCCCAGCCCAGGCCCCGAAUCUCCCGUCCAAGAGCCCGAACCCGAACCCGAAUCCGAAACGUCCACACACGAAUACGAAGAUCACGCCCCAGCCCCAUUACCGCCACCCACUCGACAAGUCGCCGCCGCACCACGAGCGCCCCAAACACCUGUCCGACGUUCUACUCGUUCUCAUACCAAAGCCACUGCCCCAACCCCUCUCGCAGAAGCACAUUUCCGAGCACCAGGAAUAGAGACAGCGCCAAAAACGCCUGGAACGAUGCAAAAGCAGCGGAAGGGUCAGUUGCCGCCAGCGGUAAGGGUAAGGCCGGUGUGA
Stereum hirsutum FP-91666 SS1 is the source of this 2730-nucleotide messenger RNA. Its product is annotated as BRO1-domain-containing protein. Bases 49 to 2730 code for a protein of 893 amino acids. Gene Ontology annotation, molecular function: protein binding. Gene Ontology annotation, cellular component: endosome. The record is from RefSeq and is a predicted model, not a curated record. Lineage: Eukaryota; Fungi; Basidiomycota; Agaricomycetes; Russulales; Stereaceae. The transcript is spliced from 17 exons.